This is a messenger RNA of Ceraceosorus guamensis, 1477 nucleotides long. Its product is annotated as putative SUI2-translation initiation factor eIF-2 alpha chain. Bases 298 to 1197 code for a protein of 299 amino acids. Gene Ontology annotation, molecular function: translation initiation factor activity; RNA binding; ribosome binding. The record is from RefSeq and is a predicted model, not a curated record. Lineage: Eukaryota; Fungi; Basidiomycota; Exobasidiomycetes; Ceraceosorales; Ceraceosoraceae. The transcript has 5 exons. Gene Ontology annotation, cellular component: eukaryotic translation initiation factor 2 complex; multi-eIF complex; eukaryotic translation initiation factor 2B complex.
CGUUGCAUCUCAUCAGACUUUCAAAAGGCCUUUGCCAUGGAUAUUCGGUAUUCAAGUGAUUCGCUUAGUUUGUGAUUCUGGUUGCAAGACUCGAACGUCAUCUUGAGCGACCAGCAUACCCCUCGCCUCUAGCACCAAGUCGAGGUGAGCAAUCAGCAGCUACACUUCUCAGCCAGUCGCAACAACAGUUGCCACGCACGCAGCACAGCAAAGCAAAGCGGACCUCGGACCCUUUUUCUCCCCUGCUCCAUCCUCACACAUCCAUCGCAAACUUGUCCUUCAUUCUCCAGCAGCAAUAUGCGCUUCUACGAAAAGACGCUUCCGGACGCGGAGGAUGUGGUGAUGGUGCAAGUGCGGCAAAUAGCAGAGAUGGGAGCUUACGUCAAGCUUUUGGAGUACGAUGGUGUGGAAGGAAUGAUCUUGCUAUCCGAACUUAGCAGGCGUAGAAUCAGAUCCAUUCAAAAGCUGAUCAGGGUGGGCAGAAACGAGGUGGUGGUGGUGCUGAGGGUAGACAAGGAUAAGGGCUACAUCGACUUGUCCAAGCGUCGAGUGUCUCCAGAGGAUAUCAUUCGCUGCGAGGAGAGGUUUAAUAAGAGCAAGGCUGUGCACAGUAUUCUUGCGCACGUGUCCGGAAAACUCAACAAGCCUCUAGAGGAGCUGUACGAGGCCAUCAGUUGGCCAUUGGAUAAAAAGUUUGGACAUGCGUAUGACGCUUUCAAGCUCGCUGUCACAGAGUCCGAGACUGUGUUUACGGGUCUGGAAUUGGACGCCGACGUGCAAAGAGAGCUGCAAGCAAACAUUGCUCGUCGUAUGACGCCCCAGCCCGUCAAGAUCCGAGCAGAUGUGGAAGUGACGUGUUACAAUGCGGCCGGUAUAGAUGGUAUCAAAUCGGCAUUGCAGGCUGCAGAGGAUUUGCAAACGGAAGAGAUCCCGAUCAAGGUCAAGUUGAUCGCUCCUCCCCUCUAUGUGCUCGUCACCAACUCGACGGACAAGCAAGGCGGUAUAGAUCUGCUCAAAAAGGCCCUCACAACCAUCGAUGCGAGCAUAAAGAAGAGCGGAGGAAAUUUGGCUGUCAAGAUGGAGCCCAAGGCCGUGUCCGAGUCAGAAGAUCAGGAGUUAGAGAGGCUUUUGCAGAGAGUGGAAAAGGAAAACGAGCAGGUGGCUGGAGACGACGACGACUCGGACGACGAGGAAUAAGCUCACGAGGCCAUGCGCAGUGCGGGUGCGCGCUCUCCUCUGCAAGUGCAGCUGAAUGGCUGUUGGUGUGCCCUACCGACUGUACACGUAGUCACAAAGAACAAGCGCUUGUUUCACCCUCAUCUUGCCACUCUGCUACUCGAAAUGCGGCCGUCUUCCGCAGGGGCGGCUUUUUGCACCUCCAACAGGGCGUGAUCAGGAGAGCAAGCGGGACAGUCUAUGCAUUGGUGCGAUGAUACAUGCCAUUUUAAAGAUCAGGAUCAAAAGCAGAAAAUAGAGC